AUGGUUCUAUUCGAGGCAGCGGCUGGAAGCACUUUCGAAGAGUUGGAGCAAAAGUAUGAGACGUUGUCCCUGAUCCAGAAAGGUGGCAAUGGAGCAGUCUAUGGUGGGAUCCGGAAAGCGGAUGGCUUGGUGGUGGCGAUCAAACGCAUACCGAAGAAGCACGUGCGGAUCUGUCGGUUAAUGAACGCGUAUCUGGUCCCACUGGAAGUUGUGCUUAUGCAGCAAGUUGCCGGACAGCACGGAAUCAUUUCUCUGCUAGACUGGUACAGUCUGGAGCAAGAGAUUGUUCUGGUGAUGGAGAGGCCAGUGCCCUGCAUGGACCUCUGUGAUUACAUCUGUGGAAAGGGCCAAAUGGAGGAAGCAGAGGCAAAGAACAUCUUGAAGCAGCUGGUUGACGCAGCAGCCGCAAUGGACGCUGCAAACAUUUUCCACCGAGACAUAAAGCUUGAAAAUGUCCUCGUCGACAGCAGCGGCCAGGUCCCUCGCGUCUGGAUCAUCGACCUCGGAAACGGCUGCUUUGGGACCACUUCGGUGCACACGCAUUUCUUCGGAACCGCCGAGUUGGCUCCGCCAGAGGUGGCUGCAUGCGGCGAGUAUAAGGCCAACCCCACCACAGUUUGGCAGCUCGGGACCCUGCUGUAUGAAAUUCUGCAUUGCGCUGCAUUCCAACCGGAGGAGUUCUUCCCGGAGAGGCAAAUUGACGCGAGGCUCUCUCAUACCUGCCAAGAUGUCCUGAGCGCAUGCCUGACGAGAGACCCGGACGCCCGUGCCACUCUGUCUCAGCUUCAACGGCACCCCUGGUUCCACUGA
Phycodurus eques (leafy seadragon) is the source of this 810-nucleotide messenger RNA. Its product is annotated as serine/threonine-protein kinase pim-3-like. The record is from RefSeq and is a predicted model, not a curated record. The coding region runs from base 1 to 810 and encodes 269 amino acids. Gene Ontology annotation, molecular function: ATP binding; protein serine/threonine kinase activity. The transcript is spliced from 6 exons. Gene Ontology annotation, cellular component: cytoplasm. Gene Ontology annotation, biological process: protein autophosphorylation; negative regulation of apoptotic process; regulation of mitotic cell cycle. NCBI's taxonomy places the organism in Eukaryota, Metazoa, Chordata, Actinopteri, Syngnathiformes, Syngnathidae.